Molecule: messenger RNA, 3000 nt
Organism: Leptosomus discolor (cuckoo roller)
Lineage: Eukaryota; Metazoa; Chordata; Aves; Leptosomiformes; Leptosomidae
Source: RefSeq, a predicted model, not a curated record
GAGACAAAUGGAUCGGCCAUUCAAAAACCAGUGAUCAAACGACCCUUCCUGAAGAGAGGAGAAGGCUUAACGAGAUUGAUUAAUGCCAAAUCUAAAAUUACAAAACUUGGAGAAAACACCCCAAAACUUCAACAAAGGGCUUCAGAUGACAUAAAUGUCACUAAGGUGGACAGACCGCAAAUACAGAGGAAAACUGUGCCUCCUCGCAAAGAGCUAGUUUCUGACAACCCUUUUGCACCAUGUAAAAAAUAUAACCACCCUGAUAAAGCAAAACACUGUACUAAUCAGAAGACCCUGGCACUCAGGAAUCACAAUGGAAAAAAUCUCUUGCCAUCAGAAAUGAGAAUGCAACCAGGAAAAAGUCAUGAUGGACAGAUGAGAGAUUCUUUCCUGUUGGAAAUUAACAACAAAAUAGAAAAUAAAGAGAACAUGGUAGAAUUUGUUAAGUCUAACGCUGGCAAAAUUGGAAACAAAUUACCUGGCACAGAAGAGCCUCAGAUGUCACGUGAGCUGACCAGUGCCUUUUCUAAUUCCAAAUGCCUUAUAGGUCACCCUGUGAAAGAUUCAGAACUGUCUUUUGAAGUUUCAUUUCAGAAUAAGCUGGAAAACUGGGAAAAAGAAAAAGAAAAGGAGAAUCUGGAAUUAGAUGAAUUUUUGUUUCUAGAACAAGCUGCAGAUGAAAUAUCUUUCUCAAGUAAUUCCUCAUUUGUGCAAAGGAUAUUAGAUCAAGAUCUGCAAACUUUAAAAGGGCGUAGAAUGUCUUCUACCCCUAUCAAGGCAAAAGAGCAGCAAGUAAAGGCUCUGGCUGUUGAACUCAUAAAUAAGAAAAAUAAAAAGGCAGACAAUAUGACACAGGGAAAUAUAAAUGAUAGAGCAGUUAUGCAUGGAGUCUCAAAUUCAGGAACAGCUUUUAGAAUGAAGGAUCCAUUGAAUAAAACAGACAGUGUAAUAUUUUCAGCUUCUUCCAUGACAGCAGCUCCUGCUUUAAAAAGUAAUGUAUGGACUGUACAUGAAGAGAAGGGCGAGGGCAGUGGUGAUACUACUACAGAUUCUGAGAGCGAAUUUGAGACUACCUUAAAGCAUGAAAAUGAAGAUGCUAAGAUGUCCUUCCUGAACCAUAGAGAAAGUGAUCCAGAAUUUUUUGAUUAUGGAGGUUCUGUUACAGAUACCGGCAAGGAAAGCAAUAAUGGAGAUGCUGACCUUGGCUUGUCAGACAAAGAUUGUAGUGCACUGUCAAAGCAAAAAAUUGGGAAAGCUUCAGACCUUCAGAGGAACAUGUCUUGUAUAAGUAGGAGUAAGUUUGAGUUUGAUGAUGAAAAAACAUGGAGUGAUCUUGAUGAAAAUUAUGUUAAUAGUGAAUUUCCUGAAAUGUAUACUAAAAUGCCUCUACAGACAGACUUUUACAGUAAGAAUGAUACAACUGUCCCAGAUAAAGCAAUAAAGAGAAAAGUUGCCUCAAAGAGGGGAGAUGAAAUGUCCAAAGACUCUGUAGUGGACAGUGAUUCAAAUGGACCUCCUGUACCAAACCUGAUGGUAAAACUGUUUCCUUCCCUGAAACCAAAACAGAAGGCAGGCUGUCAUUUGGAGCGUGAAGUCAAAUCAAAUGUGGAACAGGAGCCAGGAGGAAACAGUGUUCCAUCCCAGGUACUGCGAGAGAGACUCGCUGAAUUGGAAACUGAAAUAGAGAGAUUCAGAGCUGAAAAUGCAACUCUAACUAAACUCCGUGAAGAAAGAGAGCAUGCCUUGGCAAACAUCAGGAAAGAAAUUGCAGACUUUCAACAGCAGAAAGCCCAAGAACUGGCUGAAAUAGAAGAAUAUAAAAAAAAGGAAAUGAAAAAACUGCAAAAGGAGCGUAAAGUUUUUGAAAAAUAUACCGCAGAAGCUAGAGCAAUUCCAGAUAAAAAAGAACGUGAUGAAAUUCAGGCUUUAAAACAGCAGAUUGUAGAGUUACAGGAAGAUUUAAAACGAAAAGAGGCAAAAUGGUCAACAACUCAUCGACGCCUGAAAGAUCAAAUAGAAGCUUUAGCAAAUGAGAAUAUGGAGCUAAAAGAGGAAGUCAAAAUUAUGGAGAGGUUUCGUCUAGAAGCCUGGAAGAAAGUAGAAGCUGCUGGAAGCAAGAGGAAAACCGAACAUUCUGGGAUGACUCUAAAAAGAGCAGAAUCUUGUCUACCAAAUAAAGGCCCAAAAAGUCGAACUGGAUCUCCCCUUCUUCCAGUACAGAAGUGCAGCAAGAUAAAUGGCAAAAGUUGCUCACAGGCAAAAGGAAAGCUUUCUAGAACACCUGCAUCAGGACCUGCUAGUGACAGAAGCAACUCUGAGACAAUGACAGCGCUAGAAGAUUCUUCUAGGACUUUUAUGGUAGACACCUCUCCUAAUGAAGCUCAUGUGUCACUACCAUCUGGUUCUGCAUAUACAGACAGUGAAGAGAUACAGAGAGAAACUGCUUAUCCUGAUGGAAAGGUUGAAAAGGUUUUGAAAAAUGGCUGUCACCUCAUAUUUUUCCCCAAUGGGACAUGGAAAAAAGUAGGUUCUGAUGGGAAAACUGUAACUAUAACUUUCUUCAAUGGGGAUGUGAAGCAGGUUAUGCCUGAUCAAACAGUGAUUUAUUAUUAUGCUGAUGCGAAGACUACACAUACUACAUACUCUGAUGGCUUAGAGGUCUUACAGUUUUCAAAUGGACAAAUAGAAAAGCAUUAUCCUGAUGGCAAGAAAGAAAUUACCUUCCCCGAUCAAACGAUUAAAAAUUUAUUUACGGAUGGGCAAGAAGAAAGCAUCUUUCCAGAUGGCACUAUUGUUCGUAUUCAGCGAGAUGGAAGCAAAACUAUAGAGUUCAAUAAUGGCCAGAGAGAACUACACACAUCACAGUUCAAGAGGCGGGAGUAUCCAGAUGGUACUGUCAAGACUGUGUACAUGAAUGGACAGCAGGAAACAAAGUAUGUCUCUGGCAGAGUAAGAGUAAAGGACAAGGAUGGUAAUAUUAUCAUGGACACUAAGGUGUAG